CAGACGCUCAGAUUGGGGGGGAGGCCUUACCAAAUUAAUUUGCAUAGUGGGGCACUGAAAUAGGCCGUGAUGUGGAAAAAGCAAUGAGGCAAAGUAGGGCAUGGAUCAGCUUUUUAGGAUACGCCGUGCUGAGAGAGAACUCAAGCCGGGUUACACCAGUGGGUGAUGGGGCAAGAAGAAGCUGUGGAGACCGUAUUAAACGCGUGAGAUUCCUUCAGCUGGGCCACAGUGAACCGCAUGGCGUCCCACCACAUUCCUUUAAAACACGACCGUGACUGUUAUGUUACGAAUUUUGGAGGGAUUUGAUCCAUACAUGGAAAUCUGAUCCUUAUGCACCACUGUUGAACUCUUUUAUUCUACACCGCUUGAUGACAGGAGGAGGAUAACGGCAUUUAAAUGUGUUUAUGCUAAUAAUGGCGGUGGCACCGAACUAAACCGUUAGAUCGUGGCACAUUUUUGGGGGGAUUUUUUUUUAAACAGAUCGGCGGGAUGAUGCCUUUGAAAUGUCACAGGAGUAAAUCUGUAUGGGUUACUCUGGGUGUGUUGGUGUUGUGUUGCCUCUACAUCUUUCCCGUGUACAGGAUGCCAAGCGAGAAGGAGAUGAUAGAGGACGUUCUGCGACAGGGACAAAAGUGGAGCAGAAACCAAACGGGAAUCGAUCUGUACAGGAAGUUACUCACAGAAUGCUGUGACCCAAAAAGGAUGUUUGCCGUGACAAAGGAGAACUCCCCAAUUGGCAAAGUCCUGUGGUAUGACGGGGAGCUCUACCAUUACCACACAGUUAACAAUGAGACCUACUCAUUCUUUGUUCAGGAUAUACCAUUUCAGCUUCCUCUGAAGAAGUGCUCUGUGGUGGGCAAUGGAGGUGUCCUGAAACACAGCAGCUGUGGAGGUGAAAUUGACCAGGCUGACUUUAUCAUGAGAUGUAAUCUUCCUCCACUGUCUAAAGAGUAUACUGCUGACGUAGGUACCAGAACACACCUGGUGACAGCUAAUCCUAGCAUCAUUGAAAAAAGUUUUCAGAACCUUCUUUGGUCCCGGAAGGCUUUUGUAGACAGCAUGAAAGCUUAUGGUACCAGCUACAUCUACAUGCCAGCGUUCUCAAUGAAGCCUGGCACUGACCCCUCCCUGCGAGCGUACCAUGCACUUGCAGACUCCGCCUCCAACCAGACUGUUGUUUUUGCCAACCCGGACUUCCUCAAAAACGUUGGUAGAUUCUGGAAGAACCACGGUGUCCAUGGCAAACGGCUCUCCACUGGCCUGUUUCUUGUGAGCCUCGCACUUGGUUUGUGCGAAGAAGUGACCUCUUAUGGUUUCUGGCCAUUUUCUGUAGGGCUGGACAAACAACCAGUUAGCCACCACUAUUAUGAUAACAUCCACCCCACCUCAGGAUAUCACGCAAUGCCGGAGGAAUUUCUACAGCUUUGGCACUUGCAUAAGAGUGGCACUCUGCGUAUGCAUGUUGGCAAUUGUGCAAAAUAGGGGGAGGGGCCAAAGAGGGAAAAAUAAGCGUGAACAUGAGUUCGGAGUUGACACCCCGGAGUUGUCUUUUCUGUUUCUAUUUGCUUGACCCCCUGUAUAUAACCCAAAACACUCAUCCGCUACCAAACCUACCUUCUUGUUGCCAAGGAACUGUUGUAAAGACUUGCAUGUGUACCCAUUCUGAUGUAUACACACUGGAAGCUUGUAGUGUCUUUCAAAAUAAAUUGCCUGAAAAUGGGGACUUAAUUGACAUGUGACUUAUUAAAUGGCAUCCACAAGGAGCCAUUUCUUCACUUAACAUAAAGAUGGGUUGGGGAAGGUAUUAGGAGGCAUAUUAAGAAAAUGAAAUUGGAUAACAUAAAAUGGGAGAAGUGCUUUGACUUUUUAGUGUUUGGUGUACUUUUUGUAUAUUUGGAUUGUUUUAUCUUGAGUACGGAUUAUUUGUUUUAAAUUUGUUGUUUUAUUUUGAGGAAGACAAAUAAGGAAUCAUUAAAAAAUUAUUCUUACAAUGUUCAUAUAUACAAAUGAGUGUAAAAACACAGGUUUAGCCUGGUAAGGGAAGUAGAGUUGAAUGGCGGCCCUGCUGAAAAACAGGUGGAUUGCUGGUCUUAGAUGGUCUCCAAUUGUGGCCAAGCUUGUGUUUGGCUGAUUUAGCUGUUCUCUUAGUGUGGCUAAGUUAGUGUUUAUCUUUUAGUGAUAAGCUGGUCUCCCAUUCUGGCCAAACUGGUUUAGCUGGUCGACCAACUUGACCAGGCUGGUGUUUGUUUGGUUAAGGUGGUCUCCCAGUCUGGACAAGCUGGUUUUCUGCUGGAUUAGCUGGUCUCCCAGCCUGGCCAAGCCGGUCAACCAACCAGACAAAGCUGUUGUAUGCCUGGUUCAGCUGAUCUGCCAGCCUGGCCAAGCUAGUUUAGCUGGUCUUCUAGUCUGGCCAAACUGGUUUAGCUGAUCUCCCAGACUGGCCAAGCUGAUUGGCUCAUGUAUUCUUGUUAGUAUGUUUCUAUUUUGUUUUUUUGUUUUUUUAAAUCUUAGGAAGAGUGGCAUACACUGUGAAGUUACUACAUUGUUGAAAUUGCUUCGCCAUGAAACACAGCUCAUUUCAUACAUGACCAUAGUGUAUUGUAUUUUGCACAGCAUGGGAAGUCAAUAUUUAAAAGUCAAUAUUUAAAAGAUCCCUUCCAAUGCUUAAGGACUUCUUGAAAUAAGAAUGUGGGAUCUUCGAAGACGACAAACCCAUCAGUACUCAAGAGGGCGAUAUAGCUAACUUCAAAUGUCUGCGCCAUUAAACCAGAUGUGUUAUAUUCAGGUAUCUAGAUGUAGACAUGUCAACCAUUUAACUUACAGUUGAAGUAACUUGACUUAGAAGAGAAAACUGACCAUAGAAGAUGUGCGAUAAGAAAUGUGGCAUAUUGCUUGAAAUAUAUCACCCCUUAGGGCAACGCCGAGAAUGCAGUGCAAAAACUUGAAUUCCGACACAUUUCGGAAAACAGCUAUGCGUGAAAUGGAGUUUGUGAAGCUGCAGUUUGUGAAGCUGUUUUUUGGUUAACUUUUUUAAAGUAUGUUUCUGGCCUUAAUAAAUUUGUGUGUUAUUUGUCCAAGCCCUGUUCUUGAAUAGUGGCAUGUAUUUCCAGUAAUUCCCAGUUAUUCUGAUUACCAUAUUUUCACACUUUUUACACAGAUGAGUGCCUGUAUGGAAAAAAGGACAUAAUUUUAUCAAAGACAAGUUUUAAAGAUUUAAAUCUGUUUAUAUUUGUCCCUCAAUCUUAAAUAACCUAAAAGAGUUAUGGAUUAUUACAACUAAGACUGUUGGGGUACAAGUGUAGAGACUUAUGAUUUAUUAAAAUGUUUGACGUUUGAAAUGAAAAUUCUGUAUGGGAAUUUUGAAAUGUCUUAGCAUGCAGUUGUAGAAGGACAAAUUUAUUUUACUGUAACAUAAAUUGCCUGAAAACCCCUUCUUUUUAGCAUUCGUUAAGGUUUGAUGUUGACAAACUGACAAUUUAUCUUUAAUUGUCUUGCACAUUUUUUUGUGUUCAGUAUUGUGAAGGAGUGAUCUAGUUUGUAUGUAGGCAUGCAGGACGGUGAUAUGUAAUUGGUUUUUGAAACUGAUUUUGAGUUGUAAACUCAUUAACUAUUAUUGUAUUUUAUGUUUUGCCCUCUCUGAGCCAUAUGAGGGUGUGUUAAAUCCAUUAUUGAAGAAUAUGGGCAUUUGGAAUUUUUACUCCCAAAAGCUGUAAAUGUGUUCCGUUAUGAUAAUGUUUUGCUCAAGUAUUAUGGUCAUAUUGUUUAAACUUGAGCAUGUCACAAUCUACUAACAUUAAAAUGGAACAUGCCACUUGGGUAAUGACAGUAAAUAGAACAUUGACUCUUUACAUGCACAAUAUUCCAAUAUUAUUCAGAAUUUGCUCAAAUUCAGAUUAAGCGUCAUGUAAAAAUGUAUAAACCUAAUUGUCAUAACCCGAUUAAGUCAAUAUUCAGGUUUCUACGAAUCUGAAUAAAGCAGCUACCUUUAAACAUAUGCCUGUAUUAAUCAGAAUUUUAGAACAUGUAAAUACCUUAUUCAGAUUAUCCACCACGUUGAAGAAUCUGUGCAAAAUCUGCCCAAACAAAGUUAAUUUUGGGUGAUAUUGCAUGCGGAGAGUUUGGAAAACAAUUUACUAACAUAAUACAAACUUCAUGGCCUAAAUUUAAGAUUCGCAUGGCCUACAUUUUGCUCUUGUGGGGUAUUAAUAGGUUGAAUUAAUUACUGUCUAAAAUUAAGUAAAAAAUGUUGUAACAAAUGACAAGAGCUAGCAUCUCCAAUAUUUAAAAAUAAUAAAAAAAGAUUAACAGUUUAGUUCAUUCAGAUUAUGAAUAAUAAAAAAAUAUUUUAAAGGCUUAACCAGAAUAUGGGCCUUUUAUCUGAAAAUGAUGUGCAUGUAAAUGUGGUCAAUGAAAAGAAAAUGUAGUGUUUAAAAGUGAGCAAAACACUGAAACAAUACUGUCAAAUAAUCUGCUGCAGUAUGUCCAGUGGGAAUUGUAUAUGAAUGAAAUAAAAAUAGUUUGU
This is a messenger RNA of Xyrauchen texanus (razorback sucker), 4522 nucleotides long. RefSeq names its product alpha-N-acetylneuraminide alpha-2,8-sialyltransferase-like. Bases 490 to 1482 code for a protein of 330 amino acids. Gene Ontology annotation, biological process: oligosaccharide metabolic process; N-glycan processing. The record is from RefSeq and is a predicted model, not a curated record. The transcript has 5 exons. Gene Ontology annotation, molecular function: alpha-N-acetylneuraminate alpha-2,8-sialyltransferase activity. NCBI's taxonomy places the organism in Eukaryota, Metazoa, Chordata, Actinopteri, Cypriniformes, Catostomidae.